Pseudophryne corroboree (corroboree frog) is the source of this 702-nucleotide messenger RNA. It is a transcript of the gene CA9, whose product is annotated as carbonic anhydrase 9. Gene Ontology annotation, molecular function: zinc ion binding; carbonate dehydratase activity. Gene Ontology annotation, cellular component: plasma membrane. The coding region runs from base 1 to 702 and encodes 233 amino acids. The record is from RefSeq and is a predicted model, not a curated record. NCBI's taxonomy places the organism in Eukaryota, Metazoa, Chordata, Amphibia, Anura, Myobatrachidae. Gene Ontology annotation, biological process: one-carbon metabolic process. The transcript has 6 exons.
AUGUUGAAGAAGGAGAACGUGGGCCCAUUAGAAGAUGAAUUGGGAUCAUUGACAAACUAUGACAAAUUAAAGGUGGAAAUAUUGAACAAUUUUUUUCACGAGUGCCUGGCUGUGAGGGGAGGGGAGAUCAGAGCAGCAGCAGGAGAAGGCGGAGCGGAGCUUCUGCACUGGCUGCCGGCUGAUGUAGGAGAGUGGAAUAAGGAUUUUCCUGACUGUGGAGGGAGAGCUCAGUCGCCCAUUAAUGUGGAUACACAGAAGACAGUAUAUGACCGAGCGUUGACUACAAUCCAGCUUUCCGGAUAUGAUGUGACGUCAGGAGAGACCCUGAAACUGAAGAACAAUGGGCAUACAGUGGUUUUACAACUUCCCGAUAAUCUAAGGAUAGUUGAGGGUCUUACUCGUACAUAUGACGCAGUGCAACUGCAUUUCCACUGGGGGUCCCGCGCCAGCCCUGGAUCGGAGCAUACCGUUAAUGGACAGAAGUUCCCAGGAGAGAUUCAUGUGGUCCAUUAUUCCACCGAGUAUGAGAGUUUGGAUGAUGCCAUAACUCAACCAGGAGGUCUUGCAGUGUUGGCAGCCUUCAUAGAGGAAGGACCUGAUGACAAUGAGCCGUAUGGCCACCUUCUGUCGUACCUGAGAGAUGUGAGAGAGGCCGGUGAGUGCAACGUCCUGUCCAUGUAUCUAAUUGCACAGAAUGUUUAA